Molecule: messenger RNA, 1335 nt
Organism: Clonostachys rhizophaga
Lineage: Eukaryota; Fungi; Ascomycota; Sordariomycetes; Hypocreales; Bionectriaceae
Source: the annotation of a GenBank genome assembly
AUGUCUUCAACAUUUACUCGGGCAUUGCGGCCCGCAUUGAGGGGGAGCCGUAUUCUCUCACAGACUGCAGUCCGCCAGGGCCUGGCGAGACCUAUGCGCCGAGCAAACUUAGCCCGUCCCAUCUCUACCACCGCCGUUCUCCGCUCAGACUCCCCCAUUGACAUCUCCGAGAUCCCGCCCACGCCAAUCAGCCACCUCUCCGAGGUUGAGAAUGCAAUGGCCGAGAGCGUCUCCAAAUUUGCCAACGAUGUGAUCCUCCCCAAGGUCCGGGACAUGGACGAGGCGGAAUCAAUGGACCCCGCCAUUGUAGAGCAGCUCUUCGAGCAGGGACUGAUGGGCGUGGAAAUCCCCGAGGAGUACGGAGGCGCCGGCAUGAACUUCACCGCCGCCAUCAUCGGGAUCGAGGAGCUCGCCCGCGUCGACCCCAGCGUCAGCGUCUUGGUGGACGUCCACAACACCCUGUGCAACACCGCCAUCAUCAAGUGGGGGUCCGAGGCCCUCAAGCGCAAGUGGCUCCCCAAGCUGGCCACCAACACGGUCGCCUCCUUCUGCCUGUCCGAGCCCGUCUCCGGCUCCGACGCCUUCGCGCUGGCCACCAAGGCCACCGAGACGGCCGACGGCUUCACCAUCUCCGGGAACAAGAUGUGGAUCACCAACUCGAUCGAGUCCGACUUCUUCAUCGUCUUCGCCAACCUCGACCACUCCAAGGGCUACCGCGGCAUCACCGCCUUCAUCGUUGAGAAGGGCACCCCCGGAUUCUCCAUCGCCAAGAAGGAGAAGAAGCUCGGCAUCCGGGCGUCCAGCACCUGCGUCCUCAACUUUGACGACGUGAAGAUCCCCAAGGAGAACCUGCUGGGCGAGCGCGGCCACGGGUACAAGUACGCCAUCGGCCUGCUCAACGAGGGCCGCAUCGGCAUCGCCGCCCAGAUGACGGGUCUCGCCCUCGGCGCCUUCGAGAACGCCGCCCGCUACGUGUGGAACGACCGCAAGCAGUUCGGCUCGCUCGUCGGCGAGUUCCAGGGCAUGCAGCACCAGAUCGCCCAGUCGUACGUCGAGAUCUCCGCCGCCCGCGCCCUCGUCUACAACGCCGCGCGCAAGAAGGAGGCCGGCGAGGACUUUGUCAAGGAUGCCGCCAUGGCCAAGCUGUACGCCUCGCAGGUUGCCGGCCGCGUGAGCGGGCUGGCCAUUGAGUGGAUGGGCGGCAUGGGCUUCGUCCGUGAGGGGCUGGCUGAGAAGUUCUGGCGUGACAGCAAGAUUGGUGCCAUUUACGAGGGUACCAGCAACAUCCAGCUGAAUACUAUUGCCAAGAUCCUCCAGAAGGAAUACACUCAAUAG